Acytostelium subglobosum LB1 is the source of this 6222-nucleotide messenger RNA. RefSeq lists its product as hypothetical. The transcript has 5 exons. The coding region runs from base 1 to 6222 and encodes 2073 amino acids. NCBI's taxonomy places the organism in Eukaryota, Evosea, Eumycetozoa, Acytosteliales, Acytosteliaceae. The record is from RefSeq and is a predicted model, not a curated record. Gene Ontology annotation, molecular function: ATP hydrolysis activity; histone binding; nucleosome binding. Gene Ontology annotation, biological process: mRNA transcription by RNA polymerase II; nucleosome organization; positive regulation of transcription elongation by RNA polymerase II. Gene Ontology annotation, cellular component: transcription elongation factor complex.
AUGUCCACUAAACAUGUAGAUGAUAAUGACAGAGGAUUGCUCAAUGAUGACACCAGACAACAUGUCGGAGGACUAGACAGACAAUGCAUUGCCAUCAUAGAGGCUUUGUCAUACUAUGUUGCCACUUCAUUUAAAGGCAACCAACAACAACAACAACAGUCUAGCUGUAUUGAGGACUUGUUGUGUCCACUUGGAACACCUCGUCCCGUCCAUCUUUUGCUUUCUGGAAGGUCAGGACUUGGCAAGUCGUUAUUGAUACAAACCAUACUUGGUCAAUUCAAAGCUCGACAGAUAUUAGACUUUGUAAUUGUCAACUCAUCACAUUGUUAUAAAGAGAAUGACGGUGACACUGAGCGAUACCUAUCAUCGAUUAUACUAGGAAGACGUCGCUCUCACUUUGAUAAACCAUUCGUUCUUGUAUUCGAAGAGGUGGACUCAAUCUCUGUUAGACGACAAUCUUCAGGCCUUUAUGGACAGAUUGAACAAAGAGUAUCCUCUCAUUUGUUGGACCUUCUUAGACAAAACAGUCACGCUGAGCAUCCAAUCUUUAUCGUUGGUGUCACCAGUAGAAUAGAUACACUGGACGACGACUUCUUCCAAUGUGGGCACUUUGAUUCUGUGAUCAACCUACCCAUCCCUUUGCCCAUCGAUCGACAACACAUUUUGGCAGUGAUGAUCAAGCGAUACGCCAACUACUCUACGAACAUGGAUCAUUAUGAUCAACUCAUUGUUGACCUGGCCAGUUGCACACAUGGCUAUGUUGGCGCUGACCUGCAGAAUCUAUGCAAUGAGGCAGCCACUCUGGCUAUAACAGGCUCAGACUCUUGUCAAUUGUCCACAUCCAUUGUUACAAUUGAUCACUUUAGACGAACGUUUGCUUCAAUCAAACCAUCGAUUCUCAAAGAGUUCAAGUUCACCUUUGAGCGCAUUGGAUUCCAGGACAUUGGUGGAUUGGAUGAUAUCGUGGCCAAGAUAAGGACAACCGUACUACUUCCUAUUAUGAAUCCAGAACCACUGAUACGCAUUGGAGCAGCGCCACCGUCUGGUAUACUGCUCUUUGGUCCACCUGGAAAUGGAAAGUCACUGAUAGCACGUGCUAUCGCAUCUAGCUCACCAAACGUCAACUUUAUAUCCAUUCAAUCGACGGAUAUCAUCAGUCCAGUGGUUGGUGAAAGUGAGAAGAAUCUCACUCGACUGUUCCGUGUUGUUCGAGAGAGUGCACCAUGCGUACUCUUCCUUGACCAGGUUGAGGUAUUGGCCAAGAAGCGUGGCUACGAUACAAGUUCAGAACAAUCUGCCGAUAGAUUGUUGUCUUGUCUACUGAUUGAAAUGGAUGGAUUUGCUGGAUCAUCGACCAAUGGUGGUGGUGCCAGCUCGAUUAUAUUGGCAGCAACAACAAGACUUGACAUGCUGGACCCAACAAUCCUACGUCCAGGUCGGUUUGACUACCAUCUAGAGGUUCCACUGCCGAAUGACACUGGUCGUAUUGAUAUCCUUGGCAAGUUAACCAAACAGAUGCCAUUGUCCUCCGAUGUUGACCUGGUUCAAUUGUCGAGCUUGACCAGUGGACUGUGUGGUGCAGAUCUCAACAACCUAUGCAAAGAGGCAGCACUCAUAGCCCUAAGACACAACAUCAAUAGCAAAGACAUAACAAUGACGGAUGAUGUAGUGGAGCAGAGGCAAUCAAAGAAACGUUCAAAUGACGAUAUCAACAACAACUACAAUGAGGAGAAUGGCGAGGCAGAAGACAUCGUUGAGAAGGAUGCUGAUUUCGUAGACUCUAGUGAAGAGGACGAAGAUGGUGAGGAUGAAUACCAAUAUGAUGACUUUGUCGUGGGUAACUCUGGCGACGAGGGUGAUGAUGACAUCCAGGAUGACGAUGACAAGAGCGAUGAAGAGGAGGACCCUGAGGAGGCCGCCAAGCGUAGAGAAGCAAGACGUAUCCGUAGAGAAGAGAAGAGACGUCUUCAUGCCAUGAAGAAGAGCAAGAAGAACAGACUUCACAGACUGAAGAAACUAAAGUCUAAUGGUGAUGACAUAGAGGAGAAAUCACCAAGUCACGAGGGACAUAUUGACGAUGACAUUGAACAGGAUCGAGCUAUGAUCUUUGACGAGUCAGAGGAUGAUUUUGUCGUCGACGCCAAUGAUCGUCCCAUCCGACGAAAGUCUGGACGUGGUACACCUUCCAAGAGCUAUGGAGGAAUCUUUGGUGAUGACGAUGAGGAGAUGCUCGUCGAUGACAAACCCAAGGAUACUCUCUCGCUUAUUAGGGAGCAGUACGAGCCCUCUUUGUUGGAGGAGAAGCACUUCACCGACGCCGAUGAGGAGAUCAGAAAGAAGAACGUACCCGAGAGGAUGCAGCUUAGGAAGUGUACCCAGUUCCUUAGCGACAGACAGACCUAUGAGGAGGCAGAAUGGAUCUACGACAUGUCAUUUGAUAUCAAGGAGAGCAAGGACUCAAUGAUGAUCGAGACUAUUGCAACCAUUCUCAAGUUCUUCCAACGCGAGAUGCUAGAGGUACCUUUUGUCUAUGCCUACAGGAAGGACGUCUUUGAGCCCCAGUUCAGACUUCAGGAUCUGUGGACAAUAUACGACUUGGACGAGAAGUGGGCACAUCUGAUAGCAUCAAAGAAAUCAUUGGAGCAGUUCAUCACGGCCAAUCCAAACCUCGAACAAUAUCAACAGACGCUGCGCGAAUGCAAGUUGGAGGAGGGAAUAACCGAUCUCUAUGACCUCUUCCAGAUGAUCAAUGGUCCCGACUUCAAAGCACAACAACAACGUUCAGAUGACCAACCAAAGCCAAAGCGUGCAAUCAAGAGGGAUCUCUACACGAUCUAUACCAAGGACGGACUGGGCAAGUUUCUUCCGCACUACGGUAUCACUCCACAAGAGUUUGGCAUCAACCUGAUGGACAACUACAUGACGAGAAUCCCAACCGAUCACUCUGAAGACCCGUCUACCACUGCGCUCAAGUACAUCUGUAUUGAGGCUGACGAUAUGGGAGAAGUGCUCCGUGCCACUCGUUAUCUUAUGGCACAUGACAUUGGAUUCGACCCAAACGUACGACAGUCCAUCAGAGGCAUCUAUAGAAGGUACGCCUUUAUCACCACGACGCCAACCAGUGUCGGCCAGAAGGAGAUCGAUGCAUUCCAUCCAUACAUCACUGUCAAGUCCAUCCACGAGAAGCCCUGUCACAUGUUUGAUGACACCCAGUUCCUCCUUAUUCUCAAGGCAGAGCGCGAGGGAUUCAUCAAGGCCAAGGUUGGUGUGCCCGAGCAUGUUCACAACAACGUUAUCCUGCCAGAGAUGGAGGGUCUCUUCCUAAGCGAUGGCACCAGCGCCAUUGCACAGCAGUGGAACGCAGAAAGAAAGAUGGUCCUCAGAGAGUCGUUGACAGGGUUCUUGUAUCCCGUGUUUGAAAAGGAGCUCAGAAACAAGCUACUCACAGAGGCAAGCAACCGCGUGGCCUUUGAAUGCGCAAGAAGGCUUGAGGAGAAGCUACGUGUUGCCCCCUGGCAACCCAACCAAGACGAAGAUGAGGACGACGACUAUGACUAUGGAAAGAAACGACUGUUCCACGUCAUGUCCUUCUGCAACGGCAGCGAGAAGAUACCUACAAUGUGCGCCGUGCUCGACUCUGAGUCUGAGAUUGUGACACACUCAAAGAUGGACUUCCUCUGUGAUCGGGUUGGCGAAACCACCAUCAAGGACAAGAAACAGGACGAUGUCUCAAGGCUGACUGACCUGAUGAGCGAAUACCAACCAAGAUUGAUUCUGGUGUCAGCAACCGAGAUGGUAUCCAAACGUCUUCUGGACGAGAUUCGCGAACUAGUUGGCCGUCUAUCAAACGAUGGUACACUCAAACGUAUGCCAGCCAUCCAAUUUGCCAAUCCAGAGAUCGGUCUAUCCGAACAGAACUCUGCAAGAUAUGCCGAUGAGUUCAAAGAGUACCCACCAGUGUUGAAGCAUGCCAUUGCUAUCGCCAGAUGUGCUCUGGACCCCAUGACAGAGUACUCCAAUCUUUGCACAGACAGCAAUGAGAUCCUGUAUCUGAAGCUGCAUCCCCUUCAAGAUAUGAUUGGCAAAGACUAUCUCCUGAAGCUCCUUCACCGAUGCUUUGUCAAUGUGGUCAACGCCGUUGGUGUGGAUAUCAACAGGAUGAUCCGACACAAGUUCACCUCGUCUCCACUGCAGUUCGUCUCUGGCCUUGGUUCAAGGAAAGCUCAAGCUCUACUGAAUGCAUCGAUGGCGGUCAUCAAGAGAGGAAAGACAAUGUCUUCUCGACAGGCGAUUGAAAAGAUCUUUAGCAACCAGGACAUUGUAUAUAGGAAUUGUAUAGGCUUCAUCCAGAUCAGAGAGAAGUAUUUCGGUGACGAAGACAUGAACCCUCUGGAUGAUACCAGAGUGCAUCCGGAGGACUAUCUUAGUGCUUACAAGAUUGCUGCCGAUGCACUGGACAAGACCGUCGACCAGGACUUCUUCCGAGAAGAUACUCUCAUCUUUGGUUAUGUCCGUGACGUCAUGAGGAAGCCCAAGAAGCUCGAGUCUAUCGAUCUGGAUGCCUUUGCCGACCUUCUCGAGAGUCGUCAGAACACUCAAAAGAAGAAGUUGCUCUAUGCCAUCAAGAGUGAACUGACCUCCCCGUUUGCCGACAUUCGCACGCCAUACCUUCCACCAUCACAAGCUCAGAUCUUCUCUUGGCUGACCGGUGAGACUGACCAGACACUUCGAGUGGGAACUAUGGUAUCCGUUACCACGUUUAGGAACGACGUCAUUAUGGGUGUCAGAGUACGUUUGGACAAUGGUCUUGAGGGCACUAUUCCCCCAGAGUAUAUUAGCGAAAGCAAUGAUGUCAAGUCGAUGCCACGUGGAGUCACGCUCAACUGUCGGGUCGUUUCAGUGGAGAAGGAUAGGUUCCAUGUCACACUCAGCAACAAACAGUCUGACAUGCAGAACUCCAAGUGGGAGGACAUAAUCUUCAACGAGCUGAAACACGGCGGACAGAACCCAUACCUCGUACUGGACGAUUCACACAGCCGCCAGCAACAAUCAUUGGUGGCAGAGAAGAAGCGUCAGUCUGUGCCCGCUCGUGCAAAGAAGGUGAAGAGAGUGGUCGUCCAUCCAUUGUGGCACUCGUUCACUUGUGCCGAAGCUGAGAGCCAUCUCAAGGACAAGCCCGUUGGUGAGGCAAUCCUUCGUCCAAGCAGUCGUGGUUUUGAUCACAUAACUGUUACAUUCAAGUUCUGGGACAACAUCAUUAUACAUCACGAUAUCAAGGAGAAGGACAAGCCAAAUCCAGUCAGCUUGGGCAAAUCAUUCUACAUUGGUGAUACCAGAUACGACAGUUUGGAUGAGAUCCUGAGCAGACACGUUGAGUAUCUUAUCAACAACCUCAACAAUGUGCAGAGUCACAAGUACUGGAGGAGCGGUACCCAGCAACAGAUCGAUGAUCAGAUCAAGAGGGACAAGCAGAGAUAUCCCAAGUCAAUACCCUAUGCAUUCGGUAUCAACCAAACGCAUCCUGGCUACUUGAUCCUCUACCACGUACCAAAUACCAAUCCCCGACACGAGCACAUCUUGAUCAAGGACGAUGGAUAUGAAAUGAGGAAGAAGACAUUUGCCACAAUUGACGAGUUAAUCAAGUACUUCAAGCAAAACUACUCCCAGAUACUCUCACAGAGUGCCAGACCCUCGGGCUCCACAACGACAACAUCCUCCUCAAAUCAAUCCAGUAGAAUGCUGCCAUCCAACAAGCCAGAUUUGCAACAACAACAUCAGCAACAUCAACAAUAUCAGCCACAGCAGCAGUACCAUUCACAACAACAACAACAACAUACGAGACCUCAGUACUCCACCAACUAUCAACCACAGCAUCAACCUCCUCCAAUGGUGCACUCUAAUCAACCUUAUAUCCAACAGCAGCAGCAAAUACCAGCACGUUCUCAAUACCCACAACAACAACACUACCAGCAACCAAUGCAGCAGCAGCAACAGCCACAGUCCUAUAAUCAACAACAAACUUGGAGAGGACCUCAGCAGGCCCAACCACAGGGAAUGUAUCAACCUCCACCACAGAGUCAAUACAUGAAUCCUUACAGUCAGCCCUUUGAUCAGUACAACCCACAACAAGGUUAUCCUCCUCCUACUCAACACCAACCACCCAUUGGCGUUCCCUUUGGCCAACAACAACCGCAUCACCACCAACAACAAGAGUGGGAAUAA